AUGUUUGUGCAGCAGAAGCAGCAGCAGCAACACCCGUUUAUGCCCCCCUCCCACCCCUACAUGCCUUUGCACCCACCUUACGCCCACAAGGCGAUGAUGAUGGAGCAGCAGCCGCCCAAUCAGCGCACCAGGCGCAUUCAGCAGCCGCAGGGACAGCCGCCGUCAGCGCCCCGCCCCGACAUCGCCGGCUUGUACAGCACCAACGCCACGUCCAAGGCCGAGAAGAAGGGAUGGCUGGAGAGGCUCAGCUGCGCCAUGAAGGACCUCUACGCCAGCCUGACGUGCCCCCUGCCGUGCUGCCAGGUGAAGAAGAGCGCGCCCAGGGCGCCAGAGUUCCCCGCCGCACGGCAGGGCGCGUCAGCACCGAGGCCGCCCAUCUACCGGCCUGGUCCGCCACGACACCCACCCGCCGCAGCGACAUUGGCUUCUUCACCGCCUUGCCGAGCCAGCAUGCCGCCUGCAGCGUCAGGAUCACCAGCUGGCACCACCGCCACCGGCCCCGACUCGCCAGCACCACCCGCAGCCCAGCCACGACAACCACCGCUGCCCGACUCGCGGGAGGUCCUCAUGGCCUUCCAGCCGGCCGGCCGAUACAUGCAGCGCUGGAGCGACAAGUUCGCCCUUGUCGAGGGGCAUUCAGACGCCGCCCCGCCGCCCCACAGCCGGCUGAUGCUCAAGACACUGGUGCCCACGGGCAUCGGCGGCCAGCUGGGGGGGUCCAUGAGGGACGAGCUCGUGGGGAGGCUCAAGAGGGAGGCGGAGGCCAUGAAGGUCAUGGAGGGAAGGACAGGAGAUGGCGGCCUACCCAUCGCGGCUGAGGUGGUCGCAGAGGGCGACAUUCCAGAGGGCGAGGAGGUGCCGAUCCGCCUCAUGGGGGAGGAGUGGCAGAAGCACCGCGACGGCGCCUACAAGGGCGACCGCCCGGCCGUAGCCAACACGCGUGUCGAGGCGCGCCUCUACGGCCACUUCCUGCUGUCGAACUUCGCCGGUGAGUCAGACAAAGAGAGAGGGCCACAGCCACAAACACAUCACGUGUAUAUCUCUGUAUUUGACUGUCUGUCUGUCUGUCUGUGUCGGUUUCAUUCGUUCAGCACUCCUGCCGGAAGCCACCCGAGCAGAGCUGGAGGAGCAGCAGCCCCCACCCUCACCCCUGCCCCAACCGCCAAGGGCACCACCAGCUGCCGCAGCUGCUGCUGCCCCCGAGGGCCACCGACACACUCGCCCAGUGGACCCGCCGGCCAUCGACACACUGCCCCAGCCCCCCAAGCCACAGCAUCCCCCCCGACAGUCCCUGAUUCCUGACGAGGACGAGGACUACGUCCCGUCGACCAUCCUGCGUGCGCGUGCCGAGAAGGCCGCCAAGGAGGCCGAGAUGGCUCGGGCGAGGGAGGCGGAGAGUGGGGAUGAGGGUGAGGAGAGGAGGCAGCAGCAGGCAAAGGUGGAGGAAGGCGAGCUGUGGACCGGCAGCGUCAACCUCACUGAUAUCCUCCACAUCCGCUGCGGCCGCCUGAAGCCCCCCAGCAUCAAGUCGCCGGCCACGGCGCGGAAGCUGCAGCUCAUCAAGCAGACGCUCGAGCGCCUCAACCUCAGCAAAGGUGCCUACCGCCACCUCAUGGUGUCGUGCCUGUCGUCACUGGAGGGCAUCCAUGGGGCUGGGUGGGUGCACGGGGAUACCAAUGGCCAGAAUGCCAUGGUCGUCUGGGAUCCCGUCACCCGCCGCCUCUACAGCCCCUGGAUCGACUUCGAGGUGGCCAGGGCGACCACCGAGGCCGAGCAGCCCCUGACGACCACUCCACCCACACUCUGCCACGUGGAGCCGGUGGCGGUGCCCCCUCCCCACUGUGACCCAACGGCACUCAGACGUGUCGCCAAGGUGAUCGAGGCGGUCAUCGACCAGAGCGAGCCCACCACGGCCGCACCGGCAGCACCGCAGUCGCCCCUCUAUGGCGCCUUCAGCCGCAUGGCCGACAGCUACGCCAUCUGCUCGCUGGCCGCCGCCAUCCUCAUGGGUCCCCACAUGGACCACCCGAGCGGCCCCUCGCACAACCACGUCAUCUUUUCCCCCGCGACCUUCAGGGGUCCCUUUGUGGACCCGCCGAGCGGCCCCUCCGACACCCACCCCAUCUGUGGGCAGCAGCUGCCCUUCUUCCCGGGGGCACAUGGGACCCGCAGCCGCAGCAGAAGAGAUCAGCAGCAGCAGAGUCUGUACGGCCGCCACUUCGAGUGGGUGGAGGAGGAGGAUGCGCUCAUUAAGGUGGCCAUCGAGGAGGGGGGCGAGGAGGGGAAAAGGGCGCUGCACGACAUUGACGACGAGGACCCGACGAAGCGCCACAAGUGGCUGGUGGGGGCGGUGGAGCAGCGGCUCGUGUGGGAGGAGCAGAGGGGCGAGUCGCGCGACGAGGAGGCCGUGCAGGACCUCAGGAUGGCCCUGGUGCUCGUCAAGGAGGGGAUGUGUCCGGACGAGGGCGAGAGGCGCCCACUGCGUGAGAUCAUCCAGUAAGGAAGGCACGCACUCGCACAUCCACUUGACAGCAAGCAGCAUGCAUCGUGUGUCUGUGCGGGUCUGUGUGUCUUGCUCCUGCUGCAGGCACUGCCACGAUUUUCUCUGAGUAGGAGCAGCAGCAGCAGCAGCAGCAGCAUGGUGGCACUGGCAGCAGUCAUGUGGAGCAGCUGCCUGAUGGCGUUGCAGGAGCGGCUCAAGCAGGAGCGCAUGGCGCAGCGACAGCACUUCCACAUACCAGGACAUACACCACCAGAACCUGAAGGACAUGAACAUUCAGCAGCACCAGCAGCAGCACCUGCUGGCCCCUCCCCCGCCGACCUUUCCCCUCCCCGCCCGCAUGCCCCCUCCCCCACAGCAGCUGCCGUCAUCAUACCAUGUCGCAUUUGAGACCAUUGGACUCAGCUACAACCAGCAGCAGCUGAUGCACGAGGCCCCCGAUGGCUGCCUGCUGCUCACGGGCGUCGGGGACGCGGCAGCGGACGAGUACAUCGGCCCAGUCGACUCGCAGAUCCUCGGCUCGCCUCUCGCCCAGCCCAUGAUGCCGCAGCUGCAAGACGACCGCAAGACACCAACGGCAGCAGCAGGUGGCGGUGGCGGCAGGAUGGUGCCUCUCGGUGCAGAAAGGUCGCAUGUCCUUCGCGGCGUUGAGACAGAAGAUGGGCCAGGCGGCCAGUGAGAAGGCCGGUGUCGACAAAGGCGGCGGGGAUGGGGGUGUGGACAAGGGUGGGGGAGGCGGUGUGCUGCGCUCAUCGGGUCUCCGCUCGACCCUCAUGCAGCAGAAGCUCCACCAGCGGGCACAGCAGCAGCAGCAGCGAGCGGGCACCAUUGCCAAAGUGGCGGGCAAGAGGACGGCUGUGGGGCUACAGAAGAAAAAAGGAGAGGCGGGAGACACAGAAGCGCCGAAGGGCAAAGAGGAGUAG
This is a messenger RNA of Vitrella brassicaformis, 3423 nucleotides long. The record is from the annotation of a GenBank genome assembly. Lineage: Eukaryota; Vitrellaceae.